AUGCGAGGAGCCGUAAAAUUCACACACAAUCGGCCACCAUCGACUCGAUUCCCUCCCAGCCUUUCGCAUGCGUCGUCCACAAGGCUACGACACUAUUCCCAGCACUUCACUGCCCUAGCUCGCCUAUCUAUUACUCCAAGAAAGGGACAUAUUCUUCAUCAGGCUCCGAGAUUUACUCCUGGAGGCUCUGGUUGGAAUCAAUGGCGAGCACUCUCUGCUGGGAAUCCGAGUUCCUUGCUGCAGCCACCAAGAUGGAGAAAAUACGGGAGUCUAGGGCAGGCGCGGCAGCGACAUGAUGCAUCUUCGGGCUUCCUAUCAUCGAACGAAGCCCUCGCAGCAAGAAUCAACAAGAGUCUUCAAGACGCAGAGGUUGAAAUCCAGCCCUACGAUGCCGCCUCGUGGGAGGCUGUGUGCGAUAUACUAUCUGACAAGCAUGGAUCCGACGGAGUUUGGUCCGUUUUCCAAGCAAUUUGGUACCAGGGGAAACAUGAAAUAUUUGCAUUUAGCGAUGCCGAGUCUCUGCGUGGUAAAUUCUUGUCGGCAGCGCUGGGCUCGGAUUCACGGCUGUCUGUGCUUUUCACUGCGGCCCAGCAACUGCUGGCACAGAGCAGUUUCCAAUGGCCCGGUCUAUACACGAGUGUUGUUCGCUUUUUCCUGGACCGUGGCGAUUACGAAGAGGCAAUUCGUUGGGAUCAGCAAUUAACCCCCAUCUUUCCACCUGGGGCGGAUGAAUUUGGAGCUUUACUGGCGACCUUUGCCAUUAAGCCAACUCCUGAGAUGCAAAGCACCUUGACAACGCUUUAUGUGUCGAGCACCAAUCGUCAACUAUACGACCACAUCAUACCAGCUCUCUUUGCCUCGGGUCAGUCCAAGCUGGCCCGUACAUGGCGCAAAAAACUGGUCGUGUUUAAGGAUGCUCCAUUGACAUCCAAUUCUCGGCCGUUUCUCUUAUUUCUUGCCAGCUACUACCCGCACAUACAACUCACAGAGAGAGAGUUAGCUGUUGCUGAGCUCGAUCGUCAAGAACUAGCUGCUGAAGCUGACGACGAUGAGACGUUCCCUGAGGUUGAUAGGAAAAGAAUCGAUCGAAGAGGGACACACAGCGAUGCUCUCGUUGCAAAAUGGUUCGCCAGCACAUGGACAUCCGUGGAGUUUGCGAUCAAUUUCAUAUACAAGCUCGGAGUGCGCACAAUUGGCCCUCGCUCUCUACAAUCUCUUGCGCUGCGGGACCCAGACGCCAAAGAAGUUGCGGCACGUAUAGCCCAGGUCGAGAGGCUGGGGAUCAGAAUAUCUCCUCAAUCGUAUUGCAAGAUUUUAGUUUCCUUCGCAAGAAAUGGGGCGGACGAUUUACUCAUGGAUCUACUUCAUUGCGACAUUCACCCUGAUGAAUUCGAAGACAUGGAAACUCGACACUCCCUUAUGGCCGAGGCCGCGAGGAUGGGAGAUUGGAAGAUGGAGCGACUCCUCCAGGCUAUCGAGUGGGCAAUCGAGACCGGUCCAACAUCUCGACGUCUCAAUUCCUUGCUUAGAAGUGAGCUUUUCAAGCGGAGUUUAGGCAAAGCGAAGGAGGUCCUCGAUCGUAUGGAAGCGUUGAAAAUCAGCAUGGCCCAAGCCAGUGCCACUGGACUCCUCAAGCGUGUUUUCUGGAAGCUCGACUUGCAUCCUCCUCAACGAUCACAACGAUAUUUACCAAGGGAUUAUGGAUUUCAUGAUUCAGAUGACCCUCAUUUAGACCGAGCUCUCACCGUCAUUCGGCGCAUUUCGUGCCAUGACGUUGCCAUUCCUACAAGAUACUGGAAAUCACUACUCUACAACUUGGGACGCUCAAGGCGUCUUGACGAACUCGACCAGCUGAGCUUGGAAAUCAUGCAAAUUUACACCCCCCCUUACGGAGGGCUAGUUCCAGUGCAUCGGGAAGACCUGCCAAAGCACUUUAACACUGAGGAAAAGGAGUACAUACCGGCAGACUUGCCAUUUGUCCACCAUCACCACCCCAUUCGGCUGAUAUUCGAUACCUCGCUGCAACGUUCCAUCGUGAGAUGGGGAUUCGACCAGACGCUGGCGACUAAGCCCCGGCCGCCAACGUCUCUCACGCAUUUACAGACUGCAAACUUUUCGCAAUUCGAUGUCGCCCGCGGAGUUCGCCUGUUGGCUACGCUGCGAGACCAGGGGGCCUUGAUCGACAAUCAGGUGGUGCGGUCGAGCGUCAUCUCUCGCAUCGCUACGGGAAUGGUUCCCGGACGGCCUCGGCACCGAGCAAGAGACAGCGUCGAGUUCUCCAUGGAGAGCCUCAUGGGCCUGGUUGACAAGGCGUGGGGAUCGGAAAUGUUCCCCGACAUGUCGAUGGUGAAGCAAGAAAUCGAAGCCCGGAAGUCAAAGCUGUGGAACCGAUACCCGAGAUUAAUUGACAAGACAUUUGAUAAAAACGGAACAUGA
Trichoderma aggressivum f. europaeum is the source of this 2436-nucleotide messenger RNA. RefSeq lists its product as uncharacterized. The record is from RefSeq and is a predicted model, not a curated record. The coding region runs from base 1 to 2436 and encodes 811 amino acids. NCBI's taxonomy places the organism in Eukaryota, Fungi, Ascomycota, Sordariomycetes, Hypocreales, Hypocreaceae. The transcript has a single exon.